Molecule: messenger RNA, 1009 nt
Organism: Oncorhynchus tshawytscha (Chinook salmon)
Lineage: Eukaryota; Metazoa; Chordata; Actinopteri; Salmoniformes; Salmonidae
Product: glycoprotein hormone beta-5-like
Exons: 2
Coding region: 76-594 (172 amino acids)
Biological process (GO): G protein-coupled receptor signaling pathway; regulation of thyroid hormone receptor signaling pathway
Cellular component (GO): extracellular region; cytoplasm
Molecular function (GO): hormone activity
Source: RefSeq, a predicted model, not a curated record
CUAGGGGGGAGUAAUACAUUAGUGUGUACAGGAGACUGUCUGUCAUAUGUUGCAUGAUUGAACCGAGAGCAAUUUAUGUUUAAGUUUCCCAUAAUGAUUUUAAAACGGUGUUUGUCCCUAUUGAGUAGAACAGAUGUGAAUGUGAUGCAUGAGUUUAAAGUUUACCUCAGACCAUUCUCAUCUCUCCCUCCCAGGAUGUUGCCGUGCCGCUCCCUCCCUCUGUCUAUUCUCUUGCUCCUCCUGGUUGUUGCCGAGGCGGGCCUGUGCGUUGCUGUCACCACCCAGCUGCACGGUAGUUUCCGUGGCUGCGCGGUGCGGGAUUUUUCCUUCGUGGCCCAGAAGCCGGGAUGCAGGAACCUCCGCAUCGAGACGGAGGCCUGCUGGGGACGCUGCCAUACCUGGGAGAAACCGCUCCCAGAGCCCCCCUACGUCCAGCGGCAUCACCGUGUGUGUUCCUACGGUCGUACUCGCUACCUGAUGGUCCGUCUGCCAGGCUGCCAGCCCCACGUCUCUCCGCUCUACCCCUACCCCCUCGCUCUGCAGUGUCACUGCACCGUCUGUUCCACACAGGAUACGGAGUGUGAGACGUUCUGAUACCAACUUCUGUGUGUGUGUGUGUGUGUGAAAAGAUUUAAGGUUGAUUUAAGCAAUGAGGCCCGAGGGGUUGUGGUAUAUGGACAAUAUACCACGGGCUAAGGGCUGUUCUUAUGUACGACGCAACGCGGAGUGCCUGGACACAGCCCUUAGCCGUGGUAUAUUGGCCAUAUACCACAAACGCCUUGAGGUGCCUUAUUGCUAUUGUAAACUGGUUACCAACACAAUUAGAACAGUAAAAAUACAUAUUUUCUCAUACCCGAGUUAUACGGUUUGAUAUACCACGGCUGUCAGCCAAUCAGCAUUCAGGGCUCGAAUCACCCAGUUUUAUAAAAUGCUUUAUACCACUGUAAUAUGACACAGCAACCUUGUUAGAAAAUGUAAUAAUAUAAUAAUAAUAAUAAUUAUACAAUUU